AUGCCGCCCAAGCAGGCCAACAACGCCCGCGGUCGCCCACAGGCGGGCAGCAGUAGGCAAGCUGCAGCGGCGGUCGAAAAUUCGAGUGACGCCGCCGCCGCCUCGAGUGACCCGUUUGAGUCGGACGACGACUCGCCUCCCCGUCGCCGCCCACAGGCCGCCACGAGUCGUGAAGCAAAUAGCAGCCGCAGCGGAGGUGCGGCGGACGCGACCGCCGACAAGUCGAUUCCCAAGGACCUGCUCACACGCAUCCUGCACGACCUGUUUGAAAAGGACGCGACCCGGGUGUCGCGCGACGCCAACGCCGCGGUCGGCAAGUACGUUGACGUCUUUGUGCGCGAGGCGAUUGCGCGCGCGGCGGUGGAGAAGAGAUCGGGAUUCCUCGAGGUGGAGGAUCUGGAAAAGAUUGCACCGCAACUUUUGCUGGAUCUUUGA
This is a messenger RNA of Beauveria bassiana ARSEF 2860, 435 nucleotides long. Its product is annotated as phosphatase, putative. The transcript is spliced from 2 exons. Gene Ontology annotation, biological process: kinetochore assembly; resolution of meiotic recombination intermediates; replication fork processing. The record is from RefSeq and is a predicted model, not a curated record. The coding region runs from base 1 to 435 and encodes 144 amino acids. Lineage: Eukaryota; Fungi; Ascomycota; Sordariomycetes; Hypocreales; Cordycipitaceae. Gene Ontology annotation, cellular component: FANCM-MHF complex; Fanconi anaemia nuclear complex.